AGGCAUCAUCAAUGCUUAUUGUAUUCCCAACCAAAAAAAAAAAAAAAAAAAAAGCAUGUGAUUGAAGGCCUGAGAUGGCGCUUGCGUACGAUCCUCUUGUCAUCAGCUCCGAUCAAUCAUCGAUGGAGGUAGCCUCGCCGCCUCCUGUGAUACUGACCCAAGAUGAGCUCAAGCGAAUCGCCGCUUACAAAGCAGUCGAGUUCGUGGAAUCGGGAAUGGUCAUCGGCCUUGGAACCGGCUCCACCGCCAAACACGCCGUCGAUCGAAUAGGCGAGCUCCUCAGACAAGGCAAGCUCAAGAACAUUGUCGGAAUACCCACUUCGAAGGAAACCCAGGAGCAGGCUCUCUCUCUCAAGAUUCCUCUUUCCGAUCUGGAUGCCCACCCCGUCGUGGAUCUCUCCAUUGACGGGGCGGACGAGGUCGACCCGGAUCUCAACCUUGUGAAGGGCCGAGGAGGGUCUCUGCUGAGAGAGAAGAUGAUCGAGGGGGCUUCGAAAAAGUUUGUGGUGAUCGUGGACGAGUCAAAGCUGGUGAAGCACAUUGGAGGAAGCAAACUGGCAAUGCCGGUGGAGAUUGUGCCGUUUUGCUGGAAAUUCACGGAGGAGAAGCUCCGAAAGCUGUUUGAAGGGAGUGGGUGUGUAGCGAAGCUUCGUCGGAGAGGAAGGGAGGCGUUUGUGACGGACAACGGGAAUUACAUAGUGGAGAUGUAUAUGGAGAAGGAGAUGGGAGAUGUGAGAGCAGCAAGUGAUGCCAUUCUGAGGCUUCCUGGGGUGGUGGAGCAUGGCAUGUUUCUGGACAUGGCUUCCACUGUGAUAGUUGCGGGUGAGUCAGGAACAAGGAUGUUUCAAGAGGAGAAAAGGAGUAACUGAUUUCUUCUGUCUUAGGAGAGAAGUAGGGUUAGGAAGUGCGAGGACAGACAGAGAGGAUCGAUCUCAUCGACUACAUGGACCAACCUAGCUCCAUGAAUGUUGUUGUGUUACCAAAAACUGACACGACUUACCCGAUGAUUUGUCAAUGUCUAA
Molecule: messenger RNA, 1022 nt
Organism: Tarenaya hassleriana
Lineage: Eukaryota; Viridiplantae; Streptophyta; Magnoliopsida; Brassicales; Cleomaceae
Product: probable ribose-5-phosphate isomerase 2
Exons: 1
Coding region: 75-869 (264 amino acids)
Biological process (GO): pentose-phosphate shunt, non-oxidative branch
Molecular function (GO): ribose-5-phosphate isomerase activity
Source: RefSeq, a predicted model, not a curated record